Aspergillus oryzae RIB40 is the source of this 717-nucleotide messenger RNA. RefSeq names its product alpha/beta hydrolase. The record is from RefSeq and is a predicted model, not a curated record. Bases 1 to 717 code for a protein of 238 amino acids. NCBI's taxonomy places the organism in Eukaryota, Fungi, Ascomycota, Eurotiomycetes, Eurotiales, Aspergillaceae. The transcript has 2 exons.
AUGCUCGACGAGCUCAAGUUCAAUCCCAUCCCAAUCCCAAGCAAUGGAGGAAUCAUAACAUACACCGACGUCAAAUCCACCAUCAAGGAAGCGCUAUACGCUCCAAACUCCUGGCCAUUGACCUCAGAACUCAUUUACUACGUACAGACCCGCAACGCGACCGUCUUGGGUAGUUCCGAGGUAUACUCGACCGUAAAAUCAUACGGUUUGUCCGCGUCUUUGACCUCGUCUUCCAACGAGGUAGAGAGCGGUAUCAGAUGCUCCGACAAGGCAGCAUCAGCCAGUAUGUCGGAUGUGCUACCAUACAGCAAUGUAAGGGCAUCUCUGAGCAGGAUCGCGAGUGACGGUGCCAAUACCGACAUGCGAUGCGCACAAUGGAAUAAGAAGAUGUACGCCAAGGAACGGUACACUGGUGACUUCGAUGUAAAGACACCUCACCCUGUAUUGGUACUUAGCAACAGAUAUGACUCGAGUACUCCGCUUGCGGCGGCGAAGAACCUGACCGCUACUUUUGAAGGGAGUGUUCUGCUCGAGCAGAAUGGCUACGGGCACACUACCCUGUCCGUGCCGUCUCUUUGUACGGCCAAGGUGGUCCGGGCUUACUUUUCCAAUGGCACGUUGCCCGCGGAAGGGACGAUCUGCGAGAUCGAUGUGCCUCUUUUUACGAACCUUACUUAUGCGGAUGUCUGGCCGAAGAGCUUUCAAGCGGGGCUUUGA